Olea europaea var. sylvestris is the source of this 1694-nucleotide messenger RNA. Its product is annotated as mannose-1-phosphate guanyltransferase alpha-like. Bases 291 to 1538 code for a protein of 415 amino acids. The record is from RefSeq and is a predicted model, not a curated record. Gene Ontology annotation, biological process: biosynthetic process. Lineage: Eukaryota; Viridiplantae; Streptophyta; Magnoliopsida; Lamiales; Oleaceae. Gene Ontology annotation, cellular component: cytoplasm. The transcript has 15 exons.
CACCGACAGCUAUUCAAUUUGGAUCUCUUCUAUUUUUAUUCUCAGGAACCACUUCACAAUGACUCUCUCUCUCUCUUUCUGUACCUAUCUAUAAUCUAUCCAUCUCUAUCUUUAUAAUAUUACACUCGCUGACACAGAAGCAUAAUAUAUAUACCGUGCAUGUGCAUGCCGUGUUUAUUUAUGCUGUUGAAGGAGACGCAGUUACUGUAGAAUUUGGAGCUGUGUUCAAUUAUUAGAAAGCUGCACAGAGGAUUUUGAGAUCUGGGUAUUGCUUUAUUUUGGUGGAGAAAAUGGGGAGUUCAGAAGAAAGAGUUGUUGCUGUUAUCAUGGUAGGUGGACCCACAAAAGGUACUAGAUUUAGGCCAUUGUCAUUGAAUAUUCCAAAGCCACUUUUUCCAUUAGCAGGGCAGCCCAUGGUUCAUCAUCCAAUCUCUGCUUGUAAAAGGAUCCCAAAUCUAGCACAGAUAUACCUUGUUGGUUUCUAUGAGGAGCGUGAAUUUGCACUAUACGUCUCUUCAAUUUCGAACGAGCUUAGAGUUCCUGUCAGAUACUUGAGAGAGGAAAAGCCACACGGAUCAGCUGGUGGACUGUAUAGCUUCAGGGAUUUGAUCAUGGAGGACAAUCCGUCACACAUUGUUUUGCUGAAUUGUGAUGUUUGUUGCAGUUUUCCACUGCCUGAGAUGUUAGAGGCUCACAGAAGAUAUGGAGGUAUGGGUACAAUUUUGGUUAUCAAGGUAUCCCCCGAGUCAGCAAACCAGUUCGGGGAACUAGUAGCUGACCCCAUUACUAAUGAACUUCUGCACUACACGGAGAAGCCUGAAACUUUUGUGAGUGACCGUAUAAAUUGUGGGGCAUACAUAUUUACUCCAGAUAUUUUUACUGCCAUUCAAGAUGUAUCCAUGCAACGCAAAGACAGAGCUACCCUAAGGCGUUUGUCUAGUUUUGAAGCUCUUCAGCUACCGAACAGGAGUCCUCUGUCAGAUUUUGUACGACUGGAUCAAGAUAUUCUAUCCCCACUUGCAGGGAAAAAGCAGUUAUAUGUAUAUGAAACCAUGGAUUUCUGGGAACAAAUAAAAACUCCCGGAAUGUCUUUGAAAUGUUCGGCCUUGUAUCUUGCUCAGUUUAGAUUCACCUCAUCCCACCUCUUGGCAAGUGGUGACGGUACAAAGAGCGCCACCAUUUCUGGUGAUGUAUAUAUUCAUCCAUCCGCAAAAGUUCAUCCAACUGCAAAGAUUGGUCCCAACGUUUCGAUUUCUGCCAAUGCUCGUAUAGGAGCUGGUGUGAGGCUCGUCAGUUGUAUCAUCCUUGACGAUGUUGAAAUUAAGGAAAAUGCAGUUGUAAUUCACGCAAUUGUUGGAUGGAAGUCUUCUAUAGGAAGAUGGUCUCGAGUCCAGGCUGUAGGAGAUUAUAAUGCGAAGCUCGGGGUUACAAUUCUUGGUGAAUCCGUGACAGUUGAAGAUGAAGUUGUAGUGAUCAACAGCAUAGUCCUUCCAAACAAGACUCUUAAUGUUAGUGUUCAAGAGGAAAUCAUACUGUAGUACCAUUAUGUUGUCCUUGCAUAUUAUAUAUAUUCAAUCCAGAAAAAGGCAGUUUUGCCCUGUAUGUUCUAAUUACAUGUGUCGUUCCAUAUGACUAUGAAGUACAUUAUUGUCGUAUAUUGUUGCCUAGCUAACAUCUUCAUGGAUCAUGUUGGA